Messenger RNA from Rhodotorula graminis WP1, 1511 nucleotides. RefSeq lists its product as uncharacterized. The coding region runs from base 99 to 1412 and encodes 437 amino acids. The transcript is spliced from 8 exons. Lineage: Eukaryota; Fungi; Basidiomycota; Microbotryomycetes; Sporidiobolales; Sporidiobolaceae. Gene Ontology annotation, molecular function: phosphatidylinositol-3-phosphate binding; phosphatidylinositol-3,5-bisphosphate binding; protein binding. Gene Ontology annotation, biological process: protein lipidation; nucleophagy; autophagy of mitochondrion. The record is from RefSeq and is a predicted model, not a curated record. Gene Ontology annotation, cellular component: phagophore assembly site membrane; fungal-type vacuole membrane; extrinsic component of membrane.
CGGCUGCGCAGAUCUACCCACGAGCAGCCUGCAUCAGCCUCACCACCUCUCAGCGACACCUACACACGCCCAACAGCCAGCCCCAUCUUCGUCCAGUCAUGGCCAGCUCUCGGUCUGCAGCCCGUGGCGGCAUCAAGAGCAACCCCGACCUCCUCAGCGUCUCGUUCAACCAGGACUCGACCUGCAUCGCGACCGGCUCGCGCAAGGGCUACACCAUCACCAACUGCGAUCCGUUCGGCAAGGUGUACGGCCGCAGUGACGGCGCCACCUCGAUCGUCGAGAUGCUCUUCUGCACCUCGCUCGUCGCCCUCGUCGGCGCAGGCGACCGCCCGGCUUCGAGCACUCGCCGCCUUCAGAUCGUCAACACCAAGCGGCAAUCGACCAUCUGCGAGUUGACCUUUCCGACCACGAUCCUCGCCGUCAAGCUCAACCGGCGACGACUCGUCGUCGUCCUCGAGGAGCGCAUCUACGUCUACGACAUCAGCAACAUGAAGCUCUUGCACGAGAUCGAGACGAGCCCGAACCCGCAAGCCAUCUGCGCCCUGUCGCCAUCGUCCGAGAACAGCUACCUCGCGUACCCGUCACCGCUCCCGUCGCCCGCCACGCCUUUCUCGACGACCCCGCCUUCGUCAUCGAGCGCGGCGAGCAACUCGUCCGGCGACGUCCUCCUGUUCGACGCCGUCUCGCUCUCGGUCACCAACAUCAUCCAGGCGCACAAGGCGCCCGUCGCUCAUGUCGCGCUCAACAGUGCCGGCACGCUCCUCGCGACGGCGAGCGACAAGGGGACCGUGAUUCGCGUCUUCAGCGUCCCCAACGGCGACAGUUACCCGGCCAAGAUCUACAGCAUCGCGUUCAACGCGGCGAGCACGCUCCUGUGCGUCAGCUCGGACACCGAGACGGUCCACAUAUUCAAGCUCGUGUCGGGCUCGAGCGGCGCCGCAGGCGCCAAGGGCAAGGCGGCGGCGCCCGACUGGGACGAGCAGGACCGCUUUGGGUCGGCCGCGAGCGGCGCGCGCAACGGCGGCGACGGCGCACUGCCGGGAGGGUACGAUGCCCUCAUCGAGAGCAAGCGCAACUCGAACCAGGGCGGCGUCGGCGGCACCCUGCGGAAAAAGUCGCUCUCGCUCGGGCGCGGCCUCGCCGGCUCGGUCGGCGGCUUUCUGCCCGGCGCCGUGACGGGCAUCUGGGACCCGCAGCGCGACUUUGCCUACCUCAAGGUGCCGACGUCGGGCGUCAAGAGCGUCGUCGCCCUCUCUGGCACGUCGCCGCAGGUCAUGGUCGUCACGUCUGAAGGCGUCUUCUACUCGUACGCGAUCGACCUCGAGAACGGCGGCGAGUGCGUCCUGCAGAAGAGCUACUCGCUCCUCGACGGUAUCGGCGACGACUCGAACGGCUCGCCCAUGGGCGACUGAGCCUCUCGCCGUCGACUCGCUUUCGCCUCUCUCGCAGUGUCCACCCGUUGUACCGUAGCCUCCCUUCGUAGUAUCACUGCAGUCUCCGUUCCCGCAGAC